AAUCUUCACAUGUUGAUAGAUUCACAUUCAUCAAUGAUAGUGAACAUCUCAAUGUUAAAUCAUUGAUUGAAAACUUGAAGACUACAAUAAUAAAGAAAUUGUCUGUGUCAUAUAUAAUCAGGUCUUCUAUAUCUCUCUCUAUCUCUUCUAUCACUGUUUCUCUCUCUGCUGCUCUUUCUCAAUCUUCUACUCUUAUGCCUGUUUUCAGUUCUCUCACUUCUGCUAUUCUCAUUCUCACAAUCUUCACUUCUGCUACUUCUGCUCUCUCUGCCUCUGCUACUGCUUCUGCUUUCAUUAUCAGCUCUCUCUGUUUUAAGAAGAUGUUGUAUAGACUUAAUGAAUCAU
This is a messenger RNA of Blastomyces gilchristii SLH14081, 345 nucleotides long. RefSeq lists its product as uncharacterized. The transcript has a single exon. Lineage: Eukaryota; Fungi; Ascomycota; Eurotiomycetes; Onygenales; Ajellomycetaceae. The record is from RefSeq and is a predicted model, not a curated record. The annotation marks the transcript as partial.